CCCUUUGUCCGUGAAAUGAACCUGUCGAUUCCCCGUUCUCGCCAUUUCAGUUGACACUGCAGGAAAUUUAAAAAAAGGUGAAGAGAAGAAAAACUCAAAAAAGUGAUGAAAUUUUUUCUUUCGUUUGAAAUUGAAUUAAUUAUGCAGCCCCCCCCCCUCUGGAGUCGAUUUGUCAACCGUCUCAAACCAGUAGCUCUCUAAUAUCUUUUUUUUCGAAUUUUUAUUGACCCCGGAAAACAAUUUUUCUAAGAAAAAAGCAAAAAGAAAUGAAAACUAAAAUUUGAUUUCAAUUUUCGUUUCAUUAUUUUUUUCAAUUUUUCUCGUGUGGGUGUACAUGUCUGUGUUUCUGUUCAAUCCCCCCUUGUAAUAUCCCCCCCCCCCCCCCCAGCCGUUAAAGAUGACUUCAUUUCAUCCCUUCGCUGAUUGUAUACAAACACGUUACAUUCGUCUUUAAAACAAAAAGAAAGAAAAAUCCCUCCUUCCCCUGGUUAUCUCUCUCUCAAAAAAAGAACAAACUUGUUUCUUCUGCUCUAUCUCUCUCUAGCUCUUAAUUCAUUUCUCUCUCUAUAUCUCUCUCUCUCUCCUCUUUAUUUCUGUGUGUGCUGAACAACUAUUGUCUUGAUUUGAUCGUUAUUCUACAAUGAACAUUUUGAUUUCCCGUUUCAAAGCGAAACGGGAAAGACAAAGAAGAAAAACCCCCAAAAAAAAUGAUUUUUUUGUCCGUGUGCUGGUGUAUACGUUAUAUACAAAACAAAACCAAAAAAAACAAACAAUUAUAAGAGAUAACUUGAACAAGAACCAUUUACGACACCCAAUCUAUUCGACAGGUUGAUUUUCACCAACGUUGAAAAAAAAAAUUUUUUCAUCCGGCCGGAAUUCUUCCGGAAUUUUUUUUUCAUCCACCCGGAACUCUUCCGGAUUUUUUUUUUUUAGAUUUUUUUUAUUUGAAAAAAAAAUCUCGCACGAUCAAUAAUAUUACAGCCGGAAGAGUAUUAGAGUUUCCAAUGUUUGACUGCGGGCGUUGCCUAGCGCUGGACUCUGUGGCGGCAAAAGUAAAGAGCGCCAAAUGUAGCGUGAUUCGAAUAAUUGUUAUUAGUAUUUUUCGGUAAACUUUCCCGCGGGAUAAACUUCUUGGAUCGAAAAACCCAACGGUAACAACUGAAUCGAGUCGAUGAAUAUCGUCGGGAUGACGGCUUGAUUAUUAGAUAAGAUCCGCCCGUCGGCUGACGUACACGACCUACACUUUAUUGGAUGAAUCCUUAUUUAUUUUUUUGAAAAGAAACAAAAUGUCUGACUCGUGCGUCCUGUUUCGCAAGGUGUACAUUCGAGUCACGCAUAGUUCAAUCUCAUGGGCGUCACAGUUUCAUUUAUUUAUCUCAAGUAAGACUUUACGUCAUUAUUUAUUUAUCUAUUUACGCAACCGCAUCGAGUUCGAAAUACAAUUUUUUUUUUCUUUUUUAAAAGUUAAAAAAAUAUUCCAACCACAAAAAAUGAAGAAAAAUAAAAUACUAAAAUUACUUUAACCUCCCCCAAGGACUUGUCUGCCUUCCAGGGUAAAAACUAAAAAGCGUCUGACAGUUCCAAUAUUUUUAAUGGCUGGUGUAUAUCACGUGCUCUUUAGUUCCUAUCAUGAAAUAAGAUAACAAAAGAAUUCCCGAGCUGAAGGAUAAUUAGAUCAACCUCCUCACAUUCUCUACUGUGUUUUUUUUAGAGAAAUCAAAUAGACGAGUAGUAACGUACCUGCGCGCGCAUAAAUCAAAGAGUGGUUGCCGUAACCGAUUCGUUGGAAAGAAAUCGAUUACUUGACUAUCGAUAAUCUCUGGCCCCACUGACACAAAGUUUUUCCCAACUUCACCAUUUCACGAGAGAUGGGAAGAUCGGCUUAACGUAAAUUUUUGUUUCCUUUUUUAUCGGUCGUGUGGGCGACACUCGAUGGACACACGAGUGGCAUUUCUAUUUGCUGCACGCCCGUCAUCAAAAGGAGAAAUCAAACCGAGCUAGUUUUUAGUAUUUUUUCGAAUGAAUGACGUCUUUUGCCGCAGCCCUCUCUCGAGCAAUCGCCGCGUAACAAAAAGUUUUUAGGGCUCCCCUUUGGUGUGUGUGUGUGUGGUGCAUGUGUGUGUGUGUGUGUUUGUUUGAUUUUUCACACGCACUUACCUCACUCACGAAGCCCGAGUUUUUUUUCUUUCCUAUUUCGUGUGUGUUGUUUGUGUGUGUGUGUGUAUCACCCAGUUUAAUCCUGCCGUCAAAGGCAGAGAGUGCAACCGAGUGCAAAUCAGGCGCCAACAUGUCGACAGAAGAGCAGCAAGCGGAGGACAAACGAAGCAGGCUGAGGCCCCUCUCAUUCUCUGGAUUGCCAACCAAAUGUCUUUCGCCCAGCAGUGCAAUCGCUCCCAUUCACUCUUUUCCAAUGGAAAAGUGGAAAAUAACUGAUGUCAACAAUUCCCCAGGAAAGCUGCAGAUAUCCCCUGAAUUGGUGUAUGAUUUCACAGCUGAAGACCUGGAAGACAUGGGUGAAAUUGGUAGAGGAAACUUUGGUAGUGUCAAUAAAAUGCUCCAUAUCAAAACAAAUACCGUCAUGGCUGUCAAGAGAAUCCGUUCCACUGUCGAUGAAAAAGAACAGAAACAAUUACUGAUGGACCUUGAAGUUGUUAUGAGAAGCAAUAACUGCCCAUUUAUUGUACUAUUUUAUGGAGCCCUUUUUACUGAGGGAGACUGUUGGAUCUGCAUGGAACUAAUGGAUAUUUCUCUGGACAAGUUCUACCGUUUUACCCACCAGCGACUCAAGGAAAAGAUUCCUGAAUCCAUCCUCGGGAAAAUGGCCCUUGCAACUGUCCAGGCCCUAAACUACUUGAAGGAGAACUUGGAGAUUAUUCAUCGUGAUGUCAAACCUUCCAACAUUCUAAUGGACAGGCGCGGAAGCAUCAAAUUGUGUGACUUUGGCAUUUCGGGACAGCUGGUGGACUCGAUUGCCAAGACCAGAGAUGCUGGCUGCCGACCCUACAUGGCUCCCGAAAGGAUCGAUCCCCAAUCUUCCGCUCGAGGCUACGAUAUACGCAGUGACGUCUGGUCACUGGGUAUCACCUUGAUCGAAAUAGCCACCGGCAAGUUCCCCUAUCCUCACUGGAACUCUGUGUUUGAUCAGCUGACGCAGGUGGUGCACGGAGAUCCGCCCAGAUUGAUAUCCAGCUACAGCAAGAGCCCCACCAAUAAUGCGGGCUCCAAGAAUGGAAACUUGAUUCAAGAAUGUCCAUUUUCCGACGAGUUUGUCAAUCUUGUCAACACUUGCAUGCAGAAAGAAGCCCGACAGCGACCAAAGUACUCGAAGCUUCUGCAACAUCCGUUCUUGUUGGCCAGCCAGGCCGAGCAAGUCGACGUGAGCGCCUACGUCGACAACAUCCUACAGCGCAUCAAGACCCUCGGUUUGACGGUCGCCGACUUGCAAAUGGAUUAAGUUUACAACUACUUUUUUUUUUCCUAAGUUUUGAAUUUAAAAAAAAAAAUCCAUUUCUUGUUCCAUGCAAGGUUUUCCGGCUUCCAUCCAAAGAUUUUUUUUCCUCCUCCUAAUUUUCCUCUCCCUUUUUCCCCCAUCUUUUAUUGGGGAAAAAGAAUUAUGAUGCAAAACAUAAACAACUAAAAAACAACAACAACAUUUCGUUUAUAGGAAUUUUUUUAAUUUGAUUCGUUGGCAAAUGUUUGAUAUCGACGGGGCAACACACACUUGAUUGGAUUAAAUUUCCCCCCUCCCCUUGUCGGCUCUGCCAGCCUCAAUCUAAACUGACGAGUGUAAUUUGACAACUGUAAUGCAUACAUCGUAUGUACAUAAUUACAUAGUGAUGUUGUCCUUCAA
Daphnia pulex (common water flea) is the source of this 3850-nucleotide messenger RNA. RefSeq names its product dual specificity mitogen-activated protein kinase kinase 4-like. The transcript is spliced from 10 exons. Lineage: Eukaryota; Metazoa; Arthropoda; Branchiopoda; Diplostraca; Daphniidae. Bases 2114 to 3454 code for a protein of 446 amino acids. Gene Ontology annotation, biological process: MAPK cascade; protein phosphorylation. Gene Ontology annotation, molecular function: ATP binding; JUN kinase kinase activity. The record is from RefSeq and is a predicted model, not a curated record.